Anoplophora glabripennis (Asian longhorned beetle) is the source of this 2191-nucleotide messenger RNA. RefSeq names its product beta-glucuronidase-like. The transcript has 12 exons. Gene Ontology annotation, molecular function: carbohydrate binding; beta-glucuronidase activity. Gene Ontology annotation, biological process: carbohydrate metabolic process; glucuronoside catabolic process. The record is from RefSeq and is a predicted model, not a curated record. NCBI's taxonomy places the organism in Eukaryota, Metazoa, Arthropoda, Insecta, Coleoptera, Cerambycidae. Bases 134 to 2077 code for a protein of 647 amino acids.
UGGCUGCGGUCGCGCGGCGAUAUGUGCAGAUAGAGUAGGCCGUGUGGCAGUGUAUUGCACCGCAACAAAUGAACCGCGCCUCGUAAUAAGGAUAUUCGCCCGCCGAAUCAGCUCAAUCAUUACAAAUUUAAAAAUGGUUUUACAAACAGCAGCAUACCUCAUAGUAUUCACCCAACUAUGCGCAGCUGACAUUCACAGAGGAGGUAUACUCUUCCCCAGGGAAUCAGAAACCCGGCAAGUAGUUUCUCUGGACGGGAUUUGGAACUUCGUUGUCCCAAAUACAAGCAAUCCUUUCGUAGGAUUCGACUUCCAUUGGUACAAGAAGGACCUGAGGGAGCAGGCCGCCAAGUCGAAGGUCCUAAUGAUGCCAGUGCCAUCUAGUUACAAUGACAUAACUACAGACUGGAGGAUAAGAGACCACGUGGGUUUAGUGUGGUAUGACAGGACCUUUUUCGUGCCGAAGUACUGGUCUGAAAUAGGCAGGAUAUGGUUAAGGUUUGGUUCAGUGUCGUACGCAUCCCAGGUGUGGGUAAACGGACAGUUGGCUAUGAGUCACGAAAUGGGACACUUACCCUUUCACAGCGAGAUAACCCAGUACCUGAAGUUCGGUAAAGAAAACAGGGUGACAGUGGCUUGCGACAAUACCUUACUGGCUGAUACCGUUCCGCAGGGACGGGUUGAAGAAUUAGAAAGUGGUAGACUCUUCCAAAGCUACACCUUCGAUUUCUUCAACUAUGCAGGCAUAGACAGGCCAGUGAAACUUUACACCACUCCAAAGACUUACAUAGACGAUAUAUCAGUAUUAACCAUCGAUUUACAGCCCUCGACAGCAUUCUUGGAAUACAACAUUAGCAUCGUGGGAGACGCAAACAUCACCUGCAGGGUGAGUCUAAUCGACAAAAAUCGAAACGUCGUGGCCACUAGCGGAGACUACUCUGAUGUCUACGGCAUACUCAGGGUGGACAAUCCAAGUUUGUGGUGGCCGUAUCUCAUGCAUCAAGAACCAGGCUACCUCUACACCUUCCAGGUGGAACUGUUGGACGAAUAUGGCGACCUGGUGGACAAGUACAGUUUGCCCUUCGGCAUUCGCACGGUAACGUGGACCAACACCUCCCUCCUAAUAAACAACUACCCCGUGUACCUCCACGGGUUCGGCAGGCACGAAGACGCCGACAUCAGGGGUAAGGGACUCGACCUACCCUUGGUGGUGAGGGACCAUAAUCUUAUCAAAUGGAUAGGCGCUAACGUCUACAGGACCUCGCAUUACCCUUAUGCGGAAGAAAUCAUGGACGUUGCCGACGAGAUGGGAAUCAUGAUUAUAGACGAGUGCCCCAGCGUUAACACAGAAUUUUUUAUUGAUUCGUUGCUGGCCAAACACAAGGUGUCCUUGACGGAACUAAUAAAAAGGGAUAAGAAUCGUCCGAGCGUGAUAAUGUGGAGCGCUGCCAAUGAACCUAGGACUCAGUAUGCUGCUGCCAAGGAAUAUUUCAGGAACGUCAUCGACCAUAUUAAAAGUCUUGACAUUUCACGGCCUACUACAAUCGCGGAAGCACAAAAUGUGAACGUAGUCGAAUCGUCCCGUUUCGUGGACAUCAUCAGCUUCAACCGCUACAACGGCUGGUACAGCAAUGAAGGCAACCUGGACAUCGUAACCGACUAUGUCAUCAGAGAGGCCACAGCUUGGCACCAGAAGUUCAACAAGCCCGUCAUCAUGCAAGAAUAUGGCGGCGACACUCUAGAAGGUCUUCAUUUUAUUCCUCAAUAUAUCUGGUCUGAAGAGUAUCAGGUCACUCUGCUAUCCAAACACUUUGAAGCGUUUGAUCGCUUAAGAGCCUCGGGAUUCUUUAUAGGAGAGUUUAUUUGGAAUUUCGCUGACUUCAAAACAGCUCAAACCUAUACAAGGGUGGGGGGCAACAAGAAGGGCAUCUUCACGAGGAGCAGACAGCCGAAGGCCAGCGCUCACCACCUGAGGAAGCGAUACUGGGGUUUGGCUCAGGAAUAUUACAAUGCCACGCCUCCUGAAGAUCUCAACCAUUACGUUGUGUCUAAGCCGCAAUCUGUUCGAGUGGAACUGUGAUAAUAUACAUAUAAUUAAUUGUAAAUAUUAUUUACAAGUAGAUUUUCUGUAGUUAUAUUUGUAAGGGUUAACAUAAGUUUUAGACAGUAAUUUGAAUAAAUUAUUUUUUAAAUG